Aureobasidium namibiae CBS 147.97 is the source of this 1518-nucleotide messenger RNA. RefSeq names its product putative P450 monooxygenase. The record is from RefSeq and is a predicted model, not a curated record. The transcript has 3 exons. Bases 1 to 1518 code for a protein of 505 amino acids. Gene Ontology annotation, molecular function: monooxygenase activity; iron ion binding; oxidoreductase activity, acting on paired donors, with incorporation or reduction of molecular oxygen. Lineage: Eukaryota; Fungi; Ascomycota; Dothideomycetes; Dothideales; Saccotheciaceae.
AUGGGUCUAAUCGAGCUCCUCUUCACGCCUUAUACCCUUCUAGCCAUACCAAUCCUCUUCUACCUCCUACCUUACCUGCGAAACUGGUCCAUCCGCGAUGUGCCCUCACCCUUUCCCGCAGCCUUCACCAACCUCUGGCUCAUGUACCAAUGCCGCCGAGGCAGACGAUACCUCGCCGUAGACCAAGCCCACAAGACGUACGGCAAACUCGUCCGCAUCCAACCCCACCACGUUUCCAUCGCAGACCCAGCUGCCAUCCCCGUCGUCUAUGGCCACGGUACGGGUUUCUUGAAAAGCGAAUACUAUGAUGCUUUCGUUAGCAUCCAGCGUGGUCUCUUCAAUACCAGGGAUAGAGCAGAACAUACGAGAAAGAGAAAGACUGUUUCGCAUACUUUUAGCUCAAAGAGUAUUGGUCAGUUUGAACAGUAUAUGCACCAUAACCUGGAAUUGCUGGUCGAGCAAUGGAACAAAAUGUCAAAGUUGGCAGAUGGCCAGUACGCAAAGAUGGACGCUUUGAACUGGUUCAACUACACGGCCUUUGACAUCAUCGGCGACCUCGCAUUCGGCGCUCCGUUCGGCAUGCUUGAGAAAGGCGCAGACAUCGCCGAGAUCCGCGAGUCUCCAGACGCACCUCCCAAAUUCGCUCCCGCCAUUGAAGUCCUAAACCGCCGCGGCGAAGUCUCAGGCACCAUAGGCUGCUGGCCAUACAUCAAGCCAUACGCAAAGUACCUCCCUGACCCUUUCUUCACCAAGGGCGUACAGGCCGUGCAGAACCUCGCUGGUAUCGCCGUGGCACGCGUGAAGCAACGACUCGACAAUGCCGAUAGCGUUGAUCGCGUAGACUUGCUAGCCAGACUCAUGGAAGGAAAGGACGAACACGGCAAUAGUCUAGGACGCCAGGAACUCACCGCCGAAGCAUUGACGCAACUCAUCGCCGGCAGCGACACCACCUCAAAUACCUCUUGUGCUCUACUCUACCACUGUCUAGCUACCCCUCAUGUCGUCAAGAAACUGCAGCAAGAACUCGACGCAGCAAUCCCCAAAGGCACUCAAGUCCCUGUAUUCGAGCAAGUGCGCGAUUUACCUUACCUGGAUGCUGUGAUCAAGGAAACCAUGCGUAUCCACAGUACUUCUUCUCUGGGUCUACCUAGAGUAGUCCCUGCAGGUGGAGCAGAAGUCUGCGGUAGACAUUAUCCUGCUGAAACGGUACUCAGCGUGCCAGCGUACACCAUGCACCACAGCAAAGAAAUCUGGGGUCCCGAUGCCGAUGACUUUAAACCAGAGCGAUGGGAAAAAGUCACCGAGACUCAAAAAUCGGCUUUCAUACCCUUCAGCUACGGUCCACGUGCCUGUGUUGGCCGCAACGUCGCAGAGAUGGAAUUGGCACUGAUCGUCGCAACCGUCUUCCACAAUUACGAAUUCGAACUGUAUCAAAAGACACUCGAGACCAGAGAGGGCUUCUUGAGGAAGCCGCUCGAGUGUUGGGUGGGCAUGAAGAGGAGGUCUACUGUUGCUUGA